AAAGGUACAUCAUAACUCAGGUUUUGUGAGCAAAGGGUGUGCACUGUAGCCAUGGCUAAAGCUCUCCUCAUUUCACCUUCCUACUUCAUCUUCUUCAUCUUCUUCGUUUUCUCUUAUGCCACAAUCCCAGUUUUCGGAGAAGAAUAUAGCUAUGUCAAAACUGUUGAUUUUGAGAAAAUGAAUCUGCCGAAAGAAAAGGUAACACACUUUCAACUUUAUUGGCAAGAUAUUGUUAGUGGGUCCAAUGCAACCUCUGUCACAGUGAUUCAACCAGUGAAUAACUCAUUACCAUUUUUUGGUAUGGUAAAUAUAAUUGAUAACUCAUUAACCGUUGGGCCAAAUUUGAGCUCAAAAACAGUUGGUAAGGCCCAAGGGCUUUAUGCAUCUACAGGACAAAAAGAAUCUUCAUUAUUGAUGGUUAUGAAUUUUGCAUUCACUGAUGGAAAAUACAAUGGUAGCACAUUCACUGUGGUAGGACGAAACAAUAUAAAUGCUAAAGUGAGAGAAAUGCCGAUAAUCGGUGGCAGUGGGCUUUUCCGAUUUGCUAGAGGUUAUGCUUUAGCAUCAACUUACUCAUCCAACGACAAAGGAGACGUCACUAUUGAAUACAAUUGUUAUGUCAUACAUUAUUGAUGUUUUUUCUUUUUUUUAAUAUUUUGUGGAGUUUUGAUGCACAAUAGUGAUAUACUUGAAUAAUUGUGUGUUCCCACCAUAGGUAAGCGGGAUUCUCUAGUUUUGUUUAAUUUGAAUAAAUUAGGUGGCUCUUACUUCACCUAACUAAAUGUAAGCAUACUUUAAUAAAAUAAAAUAAAAUGAUUAUUUA
Molecule: messenger RNA, 823 nt
Organism: Vitis riparia (riverbank grape)
Lineage: Eukaryota; Viridiplantae; Streptophyta; Magnoliopsida; Vitales; Vitaceae
Product: dirigent protein 7-like
Exons: 1
Coding region: 52-633 (193 amino acids)
Source: RefSeq, a predicted model, not a curated record